Stegastes partitus (bicolor damselfish) is the source of this 960-nucleotide messenger RNA. Its product is annotated as olfactory receptor 52E4-like. The record is from RefSeq and is a predicted model, not a curated record. Gene Ontology annotation, molecular function: G protein-coupled receptor activity; olfactory receptor activity. Bases 1 to 960 code for a protein of 319 amino acids. The transcript has a single exon. Lineage: Eukaryota; Metazoa; Chordata; Actinopteri; Pomacentridae. Gene Ontology annotation, biological process: G protein-coupled receptor signaling pathway. Gene Ontology annotation, cellular component: plasma membrane.
AUGUCGAACAUCUCGUCGUACCGUCACUUCCUGCUGGAUGGAUUCGGUGACCUCGGUGCGCUGAGGUCCGUCCUCUUCCUCCCGUUCACCGCCAUGUUUGUCGUGUCGCUGUUGGCCAACUCGCUGCUGCUGUACGUUGUCGUGUCCAACCGGAGCCUCCACUCGCCGAUGUGCAUCCUGAUCGCUGCCAUGGCGGUCGUGGACCUGAGCCUGCCGCUCUUCUUUGUUCCCAGCAUGCUGCUGAACUUCCUGUUGGGCUGGAGGAGCAUCUCUCUGAGUGGCUGCUUGUUGCAGAUGCACCUCCUUCACUUCCUGGGAGCGCUGCAGUCCACGCUGCUGGUCUGGAUGGCGCUUGACCGCUACUUCGCCAUCUGCACGCCGCUGAGCUACCACCAGCGGAUGGCGCCGCAGAGGUUCCUCUGGUUCGUGGCCCCUCUGGUGCUGAGGAACGGCGUCAUAGUGUCGCUGCUGGUGGGUCUGGCAGGAACGCUGACGUUCUGCAGGAACGUGAUCCAGCACUGCUUCUGCGAGCACAUGGCGCUGGUGGAGCUGUCCUGCGGCUGGCCCGCCGUCAACAGCCUGCUGGGGCUCCUCGCCGUCGUCUUCAUCCCCGUCACCGACUUCCUCCUCAUUUUCGCCUCCUACGUUCUGAUCUUCGGCUCGGUGCUGAGGUCCGGCCAGUCGAGCGUCCGAGCGUUGCACACCUGUGUCACCCACCUGCUGGUGAUGGCGGUCAGCCUGACGGUGGCGCUCAUCGCCUUCCUAUCGUACCGGGUCAGAACCAGCCUCCCAGCAUCCAUCCGGGUCUUCUUCAGCACCAUGUACCUGCUGGUCCCUAGCUGCUUCAACCCGAUCAUCUACGGCAUCAGAACCGCCGAGAUCCGGCAGCACAUCCUGAAGACGUUGAGGUGCUGCCUUCGAGUCCGAACCAAGACCGGACCUGAACCGACUGAACCCUAG